This is a messenger RNA of Acromyrmex echinatior (Panamanian leafcutter ant), 1894 nucleotides long. RefSeq lists its product as hypothetical. The record is from RefSeq and is a predicted model, not a curated record. NCBI's taxonomy places the organism in Eukaryota, Metazoa, Arthropoda, Insecta, Hymenoptera, Formicidae.
UCGCGAAUCUAGACACAUCGUGAAAAUACGUUCGUCGGGAAACGUUUGUAUUAUUUCGAGAAUAUGUUUACAAAACAUAUAAAGAUCGCACAAUUACUGCUUUUGUAUUGUGUCAUCGUACAAAGUUACGUCGCAACUGAAAAUAGAUUGCAACAAGACGCUAAUUUCUUUCAAGACUUGUGUAAUAAUAUAACAAACAAUAAUGAUAAUAAAGAAGGAAAGAAUGGUUUAACCGAGUACAACCUAUUACCUUUCUUCUUGUUCUCAUAUAAGUGGAACGUUUCUGAUGUCUAUCUCUCAAAAUCAUCUGUCGAAGGCAGAACUUUCAAUGAGCAUCCACUAGAGGAUCAACCUUCAGUACCCGUAGAAAAAAGUGACAAUAAAGUGAAAGGUCGAAAGAUAAACGUCAACGUACUCAUAAAGCGCAUUAAAUUGAUCGUAACCUACAUAAAGAAAUUUCAAAAAGAUGCAACGAGUGCUGUUAUUAAUACCCUUGAAAAUUUUAAAGAAGAUGACUUCGACGAAAACCUUUUGCUUACCUUCGUAAUGAUGAUACAUCAAUGGACCUCCGAUGUAAUAGUCUUAAAUAAUAUCGGCAAAUCGUAUUACGAGAAAAUCUUAAUGCUUCCAAAAAGAUGUACACCCCAUCUGGCACAGACUAAUUACGCACUGCAAGAUCGUAUAAUAAUGUCCUCCGAUAUCAUAAGCAUCAUUAAAAUAAUCCAUAAUCAAUUACAUACAAGGAAAUCAAAGGAAUUAUUGGAGGAAAAGAGCCAUACAAUGAAACGUAAUUCGACGGCCGAACAGCUCAUAAAACUAAUUAAAUCGAUCGUAUUUGAAUUAAACGAGAAACUAAAUUCUGAGGAAACUAUAAUAUCGUCACGUCUCAAUGAGGACAUAGUCAAACUUCAAUUGUUCUCAUAUAAAUGGGUCUUUAAUAUACGUUAUCCAAAUAUCCGUACAAAAUUUGUCAAUGAGAACUCCCAGUCUUCAUUGAAAAAUCAGUCUUCAUUGCCCAUAAACAUGACAGAUAAACAUGACAACGAACCAACAGAUCAGCAGAAAAAUGCCACAGAUGUCUUGAAACGCGAAGGUAGAUCGUUGACGAUCGAUGGAAAGACGAUUGAUGAUUCUACUAAAAUGGUGUGCAAAUUCAGACAAACCAUACACCACUCAUUAGAAAUGCAGCUAUACAUUUUCGGACGGAUAACACAUCAGUGGGUCUCUUAUAAGGACUAUACUACUGAAGGAAGAUCUUUAAAUGACUUUCAGCUUCCACUGGAAGAUGAAUCUUUCUCAUUGCCUGUGGAAGAGAGCGGCUGUGAACUGGAAGAUGACGAAAUAACCAUCAAGGACUUCAUGGAUGAUGUUAAAUUAACUAAGCAUCAAAUAAACGAAAACUUAAAGAUAUUCGAGGAAACAAUGAACACUGAUAAUGAAUCUUCUCAAAAAUUACGAAAUGCCAGGGAAUAUAUACAUGUUAAAAGAUCUAACGUUGAAUCAAUCAACGAAUUAUUGAAUUAUCUUCGAUUAAAGUACAUAUUAACGAUAUAUCGGUGGAUUUCUAAUAUAAUAAUUUACAAUACCAUUGGCAAAACGUCUCUCAGUCACAUCUUUCCAUAUCUAAGGAAAUGUCAACCUAUGUUUCCCGUAAAAGAGACCAACGAGCAACUAAAGGAAUUUGAGGAAAUAAGUGAUGAAAUUAUUUAUCUCGCCCAGUUGCUCCAGAUUGCCUCCACAAUUUGAAGAUACUUAUACAACACAUAUUGGCGAUGAAAAUAUUAUAAUAUGUUCUUUAAACUGUUUAAACAUAAUGUACUUUGAUUUCUCAAAGUAUUUCGUUCAAUUUAUAUAUUGCAUUUGAUAUUAAGGAUCCACUGGAUAAUAGUGAAUU